GAUACCCCAGGUCACCUCCUGUAGCCGCCCCAGGCAUUCCAGGGCCCUCUCUUGUGUCUUUCUCCGCUGGGCUUACCCAGAAGCCUUUCCCCAGCGACAGGGGGGUCGUCCUCUUUAACAAAGUGUUGGUAAACGACGGGGACGUGUACAACCCUAACACAGGGAUCUUCACAGCUCCGUAUGACGGGCGCUACCUGAUCACGGCCACCCUCACCCCGGAGAGAGACGCCUACGUGGAGGCAGUGCUGUCCGUCUCCAAUGCCAGCGUGGCCCAGCUGCACACAGCUGGCUACAGGAGGGAAUUCCUGGAAUACCACCGCCCCCCUGGGGCCCUGCACACCUGUGGGGGCCCGGGAGCCUUCCACCUUGUUGUGCACUUGAAGGCAGGAGAUGCAGUCAAUGUGGUGGUGACGGGGGGCAGGCUGGCGCACACUGACUUUGAUGAGAUGUACUCCACGUUCAGUGGGGUGUUCUUAUAUCCCUUCCUUUCCCACCCCUAGGGCGGCUGGGGCGAGGUAAGGGGCACGAGUUGUAAAAACUCUGAAGCUUUAAUAUAUUUGCUUUCAGUAUGCACUGAAGCACUGGUCGAGUUUUCUGCCCCCAUCACCUGCCCCACCACGAAGGCCUUCCUUCGCUGCUGAGGCCAACCACCUCACAGCACCCAGGCAGGCAGUGAGGAAUGAGGCAUGUGGUAUAUGUCACUGUAACUGGACAACUGGAAGACUUGGAAAGGCCCUCCUGGGCAUGAGCCAGAUCCCCCCCUUGCGUCUUGCCAGCCUCCAGAUCCACUUGAGGGCUCCUGGGCUCUAGCUGCUCCCCCGGGGGCCAGGCUGGGGGCUGGUGUCCUGCUGAUGGAGGAGGAGCUGCUGGGCUAAGAACCCCUGGCUGGUCUUUACUGGACAGCAACACUAUGGCCAACCGUUUACACUGCAUGCAGGAAAGUUUAAACACUGAAGUCAAGUGGCCCAUGCCACCACACAGGGACCCUGAAUUUAGUUUGGGCUGUUCCAUGUUUGGCCCACCACUGCCUCCGGACUCUCCCCUGCUCACGUGGGCUGCUGAUGGGGAUGCAUUAGACUGUUCACGAAGUUGAUUGGCUCCUUAAAUGGCAUGUACAGUUCAGGGCAAAGACAGGGAGCACCAAUAAAUAUAUAAAGCCACUUCAA
This is a messenger RNA of Otolemur garnettii (small-eared galago), 1166 nucleotides long. Its product is annotated as EMILIN-2-like. The transcript has 3 exons. Lineage: Eukaryota; Metazoa; Chordata; Mammalia; Primates; Galagidae. Gene Ontology annotation, molecular function: protein binding. The record is from RefSeq and is a predicted model, not a curated record. The annotation marks the transcript as partial.